Mastomys coucha (southern multimammate mouse) is the source of this 1614-nucleotide messenger RNA. It is a transcript of the gene Kpna7, whose product is annotated as karyopherin subunit alpha 7. Lineage: Eukaryota; Metazoa; Chordata; Mammalia; Rodentia; Muridae. Gene Ontology annotation, molecular function: nuclear import signal receptor activity; protein binding. The coding region runs from base 12 to 1526 and encodes 504 amino acids. The record is from RefSeq and is a predicted model, not a curated record. Gene Ontology annotation, cellular component: nucleus; cytoplasm. Gene Ontology annotation, biological process: NLS-bearing protein import into nucleus. The transcript has 12 exons.
GAAGAGGUAACAUGGCUACCUCAAAGGCUCCCGAAGAGAGGCUGAAGAAAUAUAAGUCCCAAGGCAAAGAAAUGUCUUUGCAGCGACAACAGAGGAUUGCUUCCAGCCUACAACUCCGGAAGACCAGAAAAGAUGAGCAGGCACUAAAGGGAAGAAAUAUUGGUUCAUUCUCCAGUGAUGUGGUUUCUCAAGCACCAGUCAAAGAGUUUUCCUGGCAGGCCAACUUCACUGUGGAUGACAUCAUCCAAGGGGUGAAUAGUUCAGACACCAUCCUGUGUUUCCGGGCCACCCAGGCUGCCAGGGAAAUGCUAUCUCAGGAAAAUAACCCUCCUCUAAAUUUGAUUAUUGAGGCAGGGAUCAUUCCCAAGCUGGUGGACUUCCUGGAGGCGACACCUUACCCUAAGCUGCAGUUAGAGGCAGCAUGGGUGCUCACCAUCAUUGCCUCGGGAACUUCAGAGCAGACUGGAGCUGUUGUGAAAGGGGGUGCCAUUCAGCCACUGAUCGAACUCCUCCAUUCCCCACACCUAACCGUGUCUGAGCAGGCAGUGUGUGCCCUCGGGAACAUUGCUGGUGACUGUGCAGAAUUCAGAGACGAUGUUAUUUCCAAUAAUGCCAUCCCGCACCUGAUCAACCUCAUUUCAAAAAACAUACCAAUCACACUUCUCCGGAACAUCACAUGGACUUUGUCCAAGUUAUGCCAAAACAAAGAUUCAUAUCCUUGUGAGGACGCCGUGAGGCAGAUGCUACCUACCCUCUGUGAGCUCCUGCUGCAUCAUGAUAAUGAGAUCCUCACAGAUACCUGCUGGGCCCUGUCCUACCUGACGGAGGGCGGCAAAGAGUACAUCCAUCAUGUGGUGACCACUGGCAUCCUGCCCAGGCUUGUAGAGCUUAUGACCGUCUUGGAACUCAGUGUCUUGAUCCCUUGUCUCUACACUAUGGGCAAUAUUGUCGCGGGAACAGAUGAACAGACCCAAAUGGCCAUUGAUGCUGGCAUGCUGAAGGUGUUGGGCCAGGUCCUGAAGCACCCAAGCUCUUCCAUCCAGGUGCUGGCUGCCUGGACAAUGAGCAACCUGGCCACUGGGCCCAGACACCAGGUCGAGCAACUGAUUUCGUGUAACUUGCUGCCUGCCUUGGUAGACCUACUCAGGAAUGCAGAAUUGAAAGUCCAGAAAGAGGUUGUGUACACCGUGGCUAACAUUGCAACACAGGCUUCUCAGUGCCAGCUGACUCUGCUUGCCCACUCAGGCAUCUUAGAGCCAAUGCUGAGUCUGCUCACUGCCCCAGACAUGGAGGUUGUCAUCGUUGUCCUUGACGUCAUUUCUUAUCUCCUCCAGCAGAUAGACAAUCUACAGGAGAAGAAAAGGCUGUGUUUUCAGAUAGAGGAAGUUGCUGGCUUUGAAAAAAUUGAGUCCUUACUGCACCACCACAACACUUUGAUCAGCAAUAGUGCCUUGGACAUCAUGGAGAAAUAUUUAUGUGAGGACGAAGAUGUUGACAGUUUGCCGGGGACUGGGCUGAAAGAGUGAAUACGUGGAGAACUAAGACAUCUCACACACCGGAUUCCCAUGAAGACCCAUGUUUGAUCAAUGGCAUACAUGAAAAAAGCUGAGUUCU